Molecule: messenger RNA, 1797 nt
Organism: Rotaria sp. Silwood1
Lineage: Eukaryota; Metazoa; Rotifera; Eurotatoria; Philodinida; Philodinidae
Source: the annotation of a GenBank genome assembly
AUGGCAUCAUCAGGUUCUUCGAAACUCCCUCCUAAUUAUUCUCCUGAUAAAUGUAUAUCAUCUGGUGCCAGUAACAUAUCCCUUGAUGAAAGUGAAGCUUCUAUUCGUAUACAGGAUAGUAAUAUGAAUGGAGAUUCCUAUAUCAAUACACCCUCACCCUCAUCAAGUGCGACAGCAAGCACAACUGAUCGUUCAAUUCAAUAUCAUUCAUCAAGAUUAAAAAAUGCUUUUCGUUUACCAAAACGUCGUUAUCGAUAUGAUAAAUUAUUCCAUCUUACACAUUCUCUUAAUCGACAAUAUGUAAUAGCAAUGACUAAUAUACUUUUUCAAAUGCAAAAAGAAAUAUAUAAAUUAAAAAGACGCACAUAUUAUGUUGAACAUGCACUUGCUAAACAAAAAGCUUCUGGUCAUCCAAUUAUACGUAUACGACGUUUAACAAAAGAUGAAAUUUCAACAAUAUGUGUUAAUAAUAAUGAAAAUCAACAAAAUAUUACGUCGAAAAUGUCCGAAGAACAUGUAAGUAAUGUUGAAUCACAACGAACAAUACUGAAAAAUAUCAAAUCACUAAAUGAAUAUAAACUUGAUACUGAAAGUUCCAUAACAAUAACAAAUAAACUUGAAGAUCAUAAUACAAAAGUUCAUCGACGAAAACAAUUAAAUCCUAAAAAUAAAUAUUGUUCAAGAUGUCAACAUGAAUUUUCACAUCGAUCAGCUUAUUUACGUCAUAUGAGAAAAGUACAUCAAGGAAAAUUUCCAAUUAAAUUGAAUAAUAAUCAUACAUCAGAGCGUGACGUUUGUCAUAUUGAAACAAAUAAUUUAAUCAGUGAUCAAUCAAAUAUUUGUUCAGAAAUAGAUAAUACAAUGGAACAAGAUCCAAUGCAAAUUUUAGUUAAUCAAUGGGAUAUUGGAGAAGGACGAUUACGUCCGAGACCAAAACACAAAAGACGUACUCAUCAUGUUUCUUCUUCAAAUGAAUUAAAUGUUGAUUUAAGCCCAAAAAAGUCCAUGAACAAUGAAAGUAUAUACGAAAUUCAACCAAUAGCUAGUGAAUCAUCUACAAAUACAACAAAUCCACCAUCAGCAAUAACAAUAGCUGAUUUGGAUACUGAUGAAAUGCCAAUACGAUUUCGUAGAGAUGCAAACAAACCAAUUGUUUUUUCUGUAACAUGUCUUGAUCGUUAUCAACAAGAUAUAGUCGAGGAAUUUUCACGAAAAUUUUCAACUCGUGUUACUCAAGCCCAAUCUAUUACUCCUCAAACAACACAUUUAAUAACCAAUGAUGAUAAACGUAUAUUACGUUCACCAUUAUCAAUGAAAUUAAUUGAAGCUAUAGCAAAUCAUUGUUUUUGUGUUUCAUAUCGUUGGUUAAUUGAUUGUAUUAAAUAUGAUAGAAUUGUUGAUGAAACUACAUUUGAAAUUGAAGGUGACGAUACAGAUUAUCAUUCUCAAGGUGGACCAAAACGUUCACGUUCAAUUGAUAAACGUCAUUCACUUUUUGAUAAUAUAUGUUUUAUGAUCAAAUGUACGGAAAAUAACGAAAUUAAAAUGACAAAUGAUCGUUUACAAGAUUUAAUUACAGCAUGUGGUGGACGAAUAAUAACUUGUGUAACACAAAGUUUACUUGAACAAUUCGAAAUUGUUGUUCUCUGUGAUAAAUUAUAUGUAUCAGAACGACGUCAUAAUUAUGAGCAAUGUCGUUCAUUAGGUAUACAUUUUGUUUCAUCCGAUUGGGUUCUUGAAUCUAUACUUGAAUAUCGUCCAAAAUCAUUUGUGUUAUACGAAGAAACUCCGUUAUAA